AUGGCAAACGACGGUACUCCCGCUCUUCCACAAGGCUCUGCAUCCGACACACAGUACCGAUACAGCCAACCGAUUCAUCAUGAACGUCGCCUCAAAGUAAUAUGCAUCGGCGCAGGCGCUUCUGGACUCCUAUUGGCGUACAAGUUGCAGCGUUCCUUCCGAAACUUUGAACUUGUGAUUUACGAGAAGAAUGACGAUAUCUCUGGAACAUGGCACGAAAACAAAUAUCCUGGGUGUGCUUGUGACGUUGCAGCCCAUAUUUAUACAUGGAGUUUUGAACCCAAUCCACAUUGGUCUUCGGUAUAUUCCGGAUCCGAAGAAAUUCAGCGCUAUUUUCAAAACUUUUCCAAGAAGUACGAACUCGAAAAAUACAUCAAACUGAAGCAUCAAGUCUCAAAGGCGACAUGGGAUGACAAGAAAGGUGGCUGGGAUGUAGAAAUCGCCAAUUUAUCAAAUGGAAAUGUGAUCCAAGAUUCCUGUGACAUUCUUGUCAAUGCAGCCGGAGUUUUGAAUGCCUGGAAAUGGCCCGACAUACCGGGACUCCACAAGUACAAAGGCGAACUGCUUCAUACCGCCCGAUGGGAUACUACGGUAGACCUUAACGGAAAGCACGUUGGGUUAAUUGGUAAUGGAUCCUCUGCAAUCCAAGUCCUUCCAGCUAUUAGCUCACAGGCGAGCAAAAUAACGACUUUCAUACGCGGACCUACAUGGGUUUUUCCAUCUCAAAGUAUAGAACAACGUGCUUAUUCCCAAGAAGAGCUUACCACCUUUGAGACCAACCCUGACGCUCACAUAGAGUAUCGAAAAGAGCUGGAAUCUUCUUUAAAUGCCCUAUUUCCCAUGUUCAUUGCCGAUUCCGAUGUCCAAAAGGCGACAUUCUCCGCGACCGUGGCGACUAUGAAGGAGAAACUCCAGAAUGACGCAUUGGAGAAAAUAGUCAUUCCUAGCUGGGCAGUAGGCUGUCGUCGAAUGACCCCAGGCAUCAACUACCUGGAGACUCUUGUUUCCAAGAAGGUGGAUGUAGUGCACGGUAACAUCACGGAGAUCACAGAAAAAGGAUGUGUCGGCGAAAACGGUCAAGAGCAUGCAAUUGAUGUCUUAAUUUGCGCAACAGGCUUUGACACUUCAUAUGUGCCUCGGUUUCCUAUUAUUGGUACUCAAGGGGAUCUUCGUGAGGCAUGGGCAAAAGAGUCUAAAUCGUACCUUGGACUCGCUGCCAGUGGAUUCCCUAAUUAUUUCAUGUUCAUUGGUCCAAACAGUCCCAUUGGAAACGGUCCGGUUCUGAUUUCGAUAGAAGCGCAAGCAGAUUACAUCUGCAAAUUAAUGGACCGAUGGCAGACCGAAAAUAUCCACAGUUUUUCCCCCAAACUCGAGGCUGUGGAAGACUUCAUCGAACACAAGGAUAACUUCAUGAAAGACACGGUCUGGCAACAAGAAUGUCGCUCGUGGUAUAAGGCUAACAGCGUCACAGGGAAAGUGACUGCUCUGUGGCCAGGAAGCACUAUGCAUUACCUCGAAGCUAUCGCCGAGCCGCGAUACGACGAUUGGGAUGUCAAGUACAACGGAAAUCGUUUCGCUUUUCUAGGCAAUGGCUACUCACGCACCGAGGUUGACACCACUGCGGAUUGGGCUUAUUACAUUAGGAACCACGAUGAUAGCCCUCACCUGAGCCGAAGCAAACGUAGGGAGUUAUAUUCUAAAUCAGGGACUAUCGAACGUGCUGUUGAACGUGGUGCUAUUUUGCUUUAA
Messenger RNA from Psilocybe cubensis, 1749 nucleotides. RefSeq lists its product as uncharacterized. Bases 1 to 1749 code for a protein of 582 amino acids. NCBI's taxonomy places the organism in Eukaryota, Fungi, Basidiomycota, Agaricomycetes, Agaricales, Agrocybaceae. The record is from RefSeq and is a predicted model, not a curated record. The transcript has 4 exons. Gene Ontology annotation, molecular function: NADP binding; flavin adenine dinucleotide binding; N,N-dimethylaniline monooxygenase activity.